UCAGAACAGGGCCUGGCACCUAGUAAGCGCUUAAUAAAUACCACUGAAAGUAGAAAAAGUGUACUAUAAUGGUCACAAUCCCCGCUCACAGUGAGCUUACGGUCUAGAGGGAGCCGAAACAGAGCCGUGUUUUUCCCUCCUUCAGUCCGCGGUGCCUGUGGCCGACGGCCCCCUGCCCCCGAGGCCCAAUGAACCUGGCGACCAUGGCAGCGGGGGUGGCGGAGCCCAAGUGGACAUGGGCCUGGGGCUGGUUCCGGUGGGCAGCGCUCCUGGGGGUGCUGCUGGGGUCCCUGCUGAUGCUGCUGCUGCCCCGGGGGAGCAGGGAGGAGCCGUGCACCCUGGUGCUCAAGGGACUCACCCUACUCCGGAGCAGGCUGGACGGCGGGCACCGAGCCGCCGCCGGCAAACCCGGCCCUCCCAUCACCGCCGCCACCGGGCUCAGCGUCACGGCGGGCGGGGUGGACCUGCUGGUCGUCAAACAGAAGCCCUCCGCAGAUGUCCAGCUGGAGGCCAAAGCAGCUCUGAAGCAGGCGCUGGAGAUGAAGCGUCAGGGCAAGCGGGCGAAGGCCCACAAGCUCUUCUCGCACGCCCUGCGGAUGAACCCGGACGACGUGGAGGCGCUGAACGAGUUCGGCAUCUUCUCCGAGGAGGAGGAGGACAUCGUCCGGGCCGACUUCCUCUACGGCAAAGCCCUGGCCCUGUCGCCCUGCCACCAGAAGGCCCUGAGGAACCGGGACCGGACGCUGCCCUUGGUGGAGGAGAUCGACCAGCGGUACUUCGGCCUGCUGGACGCCAAGGUCAAGAAGGUGAUGGCCGUCCCCAAGGGGGACUCGGCCCUGCGCCGCGUCAUGGAGGAGGCCUACUUCCACCACAUCUACCACACGGUGGCCAUCGAGGGCAACACCCUGACCCUGGCCGAGAUCCGCCACAUCGUCGAGACGCGCUACGCCGUGCCGGGCCGCAGCCUGGAGGAGCAGAACGAGGUGGUGGGCGUCCACGCCGCCAUGAUGUUCGUCAACACCACCCUGCUGGCCCGGCCCGGGGCCGUGACCCUCCGCGACGUGCUGGACAUCCACCGCCGGGUGCUGGGCUACGUGGACCCCGUGGAAGCGGGCCGGUUCCGGCGGAGCCAGGUGUUCGUGGGGCACCACGUGCCCCCGCACCCCCGGGACGUGCCGCGGCAGAUGGAGGAGUUCACCCAGUGGCUCAACUCGGAAGACGCCGCCAGCCUGCACCCGGUGGAGUUCGCCGCCCUGGCCCACUACAAGUUCGUCUACAUCCACCCCUUCGUCGACGGUAACGGGCGGACCUCGCGCCUGCUCAUGAACCUCAUCCUGCUGCAGGCCGGCUACCCGCCCAUCACCAUCCGCAAGGAGCAGAGGGCCGAGUACUACCACGUCCUCCAAGUGGCCAACGAAGGGGACGUCCGGCCCUUCAUCCGCUUCAUCGCCCAGUGCACCGAGACCACGCUGGACACGCUGCUCAUCGCCACCACCGACUAUUCCGUGGGGCUGCCCGAGGCGCGGUCUCCGGGGCCGCCGUCGGACGGCCGGACCAUCCCAGUCAAGACCUGACCCCUCUCGGGGCGUCCGGUGGGAGCGGGGAGCCGAGCGUCCUCCCUCCGGGACUCGCUUCUCGCUCGGCUGCACCUUACCUCAGACGUUUCUCCUUACGUGCUAAAUUAAGCCCGGCCCCCCACGUUUUAAUUUAUUCUGCCCAGUUAUUUAUUUUGUUCUCCCGCGUUAGCGGACUAAAAAAUGCCAAGGCUGCGAGUCCCCGGAGGCACGAUGGACGGACACCGGGAUGACUGUCGCGCCACGGUCGGAUCGCGUGCUCCCCGCCUCAAAGAGGCGGGGCCGGAGCAGAGUCUCCCAACUAAAUGGCCCGUGGGAAUUUUUCGCCACACUGAAGCAGGGGGCUUUGGGGGCGAGGUGGAAAGAAACGCCGGGAACAGGUCAAGGGAUCUGUUUUCCCGGAGAGGGUCGGUACCUUUUGAGAACCAGAUGUAAAUUUUGAAGAGCAAGUUGGCUGCUCUUCAUUUCCGACGUCUGGGUCGGUCCACUGGGGGUGAGGGGAGGCCCGUCGCAGGCUGGGUGGAAGGAUGAGAAUUUGGAUAUUAACUUGGGGGUUUGUUGGAUAACAGUUUGAUUUCACGGCCUGUUUAUUGUCAGGAAACCCAACCUUGGUGACCGGAAUGUUAUUUUGUGUCUUCAGCCUCUAAUGUGCGUUUAACUGGAUAUUCCCCGCCCACCCUCCCCUCUCCCCCCAUUUUUUCUCCAUUUCAAGCUCCACAGAGUUCCGUAGACCCACCUGUUAAUAAAACAGCUGUUUGUCUACCAGAACUGGCCCUGACCAACCAGAUUCAAACUAGAAACUGGACAAUUGUGGACAGUAAAUUGAACAGUUGUGGACAAUGUCAAUCUUUUGUCUCUCCACCCCAGCAUGAUUUCCAUCCCCGUGCUGGAAACGUUUUUCUCACCCUAGUAAGGUCUGGCUCUGAGAAACUGCUACCAGUGUAGAGGACACUCCAGGUAGAAACUCCACCCCAUCACUCCCCGUGUUCUUGAAAACAUGGUUUUCCCACACUGAUGGCGAGCUCGUUCUCUUCUUCCAGCUCCGGAGUUGGUCCCCUGCAUGCUGCGUGAAGGGGUUUAAAUGUUUCUAGCACCUUGGAAGGAGGUAAAAUGUUACAAAGUUACAGUUACAUAAAAGUCAGCUACAUCCUGCGGCCUACAUCUCAUUUGCUAUGGGCAGGGUUUGGGCUCUUUGUGACCCAAAAGCUAACCGGAUUCCCUACAGGGACUGGAGCUCCCGAAAAAUUAAAUUUUCUGACGGCAGUACCCGCCUACAACGAAUGUACCUAGAAAUGCUGGAGGGCUGCCUCGGAAACUUUUAAACUUCCCCAUUCUGGGUUCGAUCUGGCUGAAGACUUCUCACUUAAGAUAUUCUGGUUACAUCAAAAUACAACCAGGAGUGACAAUGAGGGAGAUCGGGGAGAGUCUUUAGAGGGAUGAGUUUCCCUGCUAGGCCCAGGCAUUAAGCUGACCUGUAUAAAGGAUGUUCGCCUUUCUAAAAAGGCAACGUGCUUUUACUUCAUGACGUUACUUCGUCCCUACUGAAUCCAGACCUAGGAAGUAUACGGUCUUGGGAAGACAACUCACGAGAUGAGCCGAAUGGCAACCUGAUCGGAAAAAAAGACACUUUAUAGUUUGACUGCAAAAUGAGUGGUUUGCACUUUAGCUGUGUCCAAGAUGUUAUUUUAACCGAUUAUUCUAAUAAACUAUUUUAUUAAGUAAA
Molecule: messenger RNA, 3297 nt
Organism: Tachyglossus aculeatus (Australian echidna)
Lineage: Eukaryota; Metazoa; Chordata; Mammalia; Monotremata; Tachyglossidae
Gene: FICD
Product: FIC domain protein adenylyltransferase
Exons: 2
Coding region: 189-1574 (461 amino acids)
Molecular function (GO): protein binding
Source: RefSeq, a predicted model, not a curated record